UUUUUUUAUGGCGCGGUUUGCUAGCGAUUACUUGGACUGUUGUGAAUAUUGUGUAAAUGUGCUUUUUCAUGUUUAAUUGAUAUGCUAAGAUUUAUUUAAUCAAAUAUGAUCGGAAAUGAUAUUACGAAAUGGUCCCAAGAGGAUACUAUCAGAAUUUUAAUAGCAUCUGAUAUCCAUUUAGGUUAUUUGGAAAAUGAUCCCGUUCGCGGCGAAGAUAGUUUUAUCGCAUUUGAAGAAGUUUUGUCUCAUGCCGUUCAGUUUGAUGUGGAUUUGGUGUUGCUCGGAGGCGAUCUAUUUGAUCACGCUAAACCCUCGCCCAGUUGCAUGUUCAAAUGUACGCAGAUAAUACGGAAGUACUGUUUUGGAGACAAACCAGUUGCUUUAGAAUUAUUGUCAGAUCAACUUGAAAAUUUCGCACGUACUGUAAACUAUGAAGAUCCGAAUUUAAAUAUUUCAUAUCCCAUACUUUCCAUUCAUGGAAAUCAUGACGAUCCAGUGGGACAAGGCAGCAUCAGUUCCCUUGAUAUUUUAUCUAUCACCGGUUUAGUGAACUACUUUGGAAAAUGGACUGACUAUACUCAUGUGCGCGUGUCACCCGUCCUUAUGCAGAAAGGUGAAACAAAAUUGGCAUUGUAUGGUCUGAGCCACCUCAAAGACCAACGUUUGUCACAUCUCUUUAAAGAAAAAAAAGUUGAAAUGGAAAGGCCUGAUGAAAGCAAUGAUUGGUUCAAUAUUCUGACUUUACAUCAGAAUAGAGCCGACAGGGGUCCCAGUAAUUAUAUUCGGGAAGAUGUGCUGCCUUCCUUUCUAGACUUGGUUAUAUGGGGUCACGAACACGACUGCCACAUGGAAGAAAUGAAAGGAAGUAAGAGGGAGAGUUUUCAAGUCAUCCAGCCAGGCAGCACGGUGGCCACUUCCCUGGCUGCCGGAGAAGCUCUGCCUAAGCACUGUGCACUAUUGCAGUUACACAAGACUGAUUUUAUAUUAAAUCCCAUAGCUCUUAAGACCGUGCGACCGUUUAUUUUUAAGACACUGGUAUUAUCUGAAGAAAAUCUCGGCGAAGAAGAGGUUAAUGAAAAUGAAAAAGUGCAAGAGUUUCUCAAAGGGAAAGUCAACGAAGCGGUAGAAGAAGCAAACAAACUAAGGAGCGGAGACCCCGCUCAGCCUAAACUGCCGCUCGUUAGAUUGAGUGUGUUUUAUGAACGCGACGGACAAGAUUUCAAUAGAGUUAGAUUCGGACAGAAUUUUAACGGAACAGUCGCAAACCCUAACGAUGUACUCAUCAUGAAAAGAGAAAAGAAACCGAGAGACCGGAAAGACAAUAUCAAAUCCGAGGAAGCGGACAUCGCCAGCGUCGCCGCCGACGCAGUGGACGUGGAGUCACUGCUUUACGCGUAUUUCGAGGCGCUGCCGGCCGACAAGCGGCUCUCCGUGCUGUCCGUCCGAGCUCUCACCGACGCCGUGCGCGACUUCACGCUCAAGAACGACGACGAGGUGUUCCGGCGCGUGUUCGACGCGCACAAGCGACGCUGCGUCCACGCGCUGAUGGAGUCCAACGCCGAGACGGAGGAGGAGGUGCACGAGCGCCUGCGCGUCUGCAAGGAGGAGCUGGACGCCGCCGACGGCGACAAGCUCGGCGCGCUGCUGGACGCGGCGCCCAAGCGCGCGCCCGCUCCCAAACCCUCGCCGGCCUCCAAGCGAGGUGGCGGCGGGGUGGUCGUGCUCUCCAGCGACGACGAGGAGCCCCUCGCCGAGUUGUCGGCGCCGGCGCCGGCGCCCCGCGGGCGGGGUCGGGGCUCGCGCGGCCCCCGGGGCGGGCGCGGGUCGCGGGGCGGGCGGGGCCGCGCGCGCGAUCCGGACCCGUCGCCGCCGGAGCCGGUGGAGCGCCGCACGCCGCGCCGGACGGCCGCGCAGAAGUCCGCCAACUGGCUGCAGAGCUUGACGCAGAACCGCCGUCGCCGCGCCUCCUCCGAAAUCGACGACUCGGACUGAUGUCGAUCCUAGGUCGAUAUUUAAACUGGGGUCCGAUUGUGUGACUUCUUUGUUUCCUGCGACCCCAUAAUGUUAAAGUUGGGAAAGAGAUUUAUAGCUUUGACAAGUCAGAA
Molecule: messenger RNA, 2105 nt
Organism: Chilo suppressalis (striped riceborer)
Lineage: Eukaryota; Metazoa; Arthropoda; Insecta; Lepidoptera; Crambidae
Source: the annotation of a GenBank genome assembly